UUAUAUAUAAUAUAACAUGGUCGGCUUCUGAGAGCACCCGAAUGAUAUUUUUGGUCAUUGUAGAAGCAGAAGUUCAGAACUGUUUAAUUUUUCCUUCAUUUUCAUGAAAAACGUUGAUUCAGAACAUCAAUCAGGUGAACUCUGGUUUGCAGGUAUAAAACUCAGCAUCUUGUGCAGCUUUACCUACUUAUAAUGUAAUUCUCUCUUACCCUCUAUAAACAUAAUAAGGUAUUAGAAAUAAACUCCCAUGCAUAGGAUGCAUGAUCCACCUUCCUGAUCCAAAGUCACCUAACUCCCAACUGCUAAGGAACGCCAAAGUUAUAUAUGUGAUCUGCAAAAUUGGAUGCAAUUGCACUUCGACUCUCAGAUUUAGCUAAGAGCAUAACAUGAAUCAAAGUAAAGGAAAAGUAUGUGUCACAGGUGCCUCCGGUUUUCUAGCUUCUUGGCUUAUUAAGCGACUUCUUUUGUCAGGAUAUGAUGUCAUUGGAACUGUAAGAGAUCCAGGAAAUGAGAAGAAAUUGGCACACUUGUGGAAGCUAGAAGGAGCAAAAGAGAGGCUCCAAUUAGUGAAGGCUGAUUUAAUGGAAAUGGGCAGUUUUGAUGAUGCAAUCUUUGGCUGCCAUGGCGUUUUCCACACUGCCUCCCCUGUAAUCAAACCCACAACUGAUCCAAAGGCAGAAAUCUUGAAACCAGCUGUUGAGGGAACGUUGAAUGUGUUGAGUUCUUGUAAGAAGAAUCCUUUUAUGAAGCGAAUGGUUCUCACCUCAUCCUCAUCGACUAUAAGAGCAAGAGAAGAUAUCGACCCCAAAGUACCUCUUGAUGAGUCCUCUUGGAGCUCUGUGGAACUCUGCGAGAGACUCCAGAUAUGGUAUGUUUUAUCGAAAACGCUAGCUGAGAAAGCUGCAUGGGAAUUCUGCAAUGAUAACGGGAUUGAUUUGGUAACUGUUCUUCCCUCAUUCGUGAUCGGACCAAGUUUGCCACCUGAUUUAUGUUCUACUGUAUCUGAUGUCCUUGGCUUGCUUAAAGGCGAAACAGACAAAUUUCAGUGGCAUGGAAGAAUGGGGUAUGUGCACAUAGAUGAUGUAGCCCUUUGCCAUAUUCUUGUUUAUGAGCAGGAAAAUGCUCGUGGACGAUAUAUCUGUAGCUCAACUAUACUAGACAAUAAUGAAUUAGUCUCAUUUUUAUCAGCCCGUUAUCCUUCUCUGUCAAUCCCAAAAAGGUUUGAGCAACUAGAUAGACCAUACUAUGAAUUCAACACAUCAAAGCUGAAGAGCUUAGGCUUCAAGUUCAAGUCAAUCCACCAAAUGUUCGACGAUUGCAUUGCAUCACUCAUCGAACAAGGCCAUCUCUCUUCCUCUAAUCAAAUAAUAUGAGGAAGAUAACAAGAAAUAGAAAGAACCAAAAGAGAAAAACAAGAAAAGAAAAGGAAAGUGUGUGAUUAUAUACUUAUGAAAGGACUGAAGUUUAAACUGCAUUUAACUGUUGGUGAGUUUUAGUAUUUUAGCCAAGGACACCAUCAUUGUGAUUGAUUCAAGUUCUAGUUUAAGUAAUUGAUUGCUUAACAAGUUAAGCAUGAAUGCAUUUGCAUCCGAAAUGCAGUCACAAAUCUUUGUACCAGGCUACCAGCUUGUUUAUAAUAUUUCUCCAAGAAUUAGACAAGGUUAAUAAGAAAUGAAAAGCUAAA
Messenger RNA from Ricinus communis (castor bean), 1684 nucleotides. Its product is annotated as tetraketide alpha-pyrone reductase 1. Gene Ontology annotation, molecular function: oxidoreductase activity, acting on the CH-OH group of donors, NAD or NADP as acceptor. The coding region runs from base 387 to 1373 and encodes 328 amino acids. Lineage: Eukaryota; Viridiplantae; Streptophyta; Magnoliopsida; Malpighiales; Euphorbiaceae. The record is from RefSeq and is a predicted model, not a curated record. The transcript is spliced from 6 exons.